Zingiber officinale is the source of this 858-nucleotide messenger RNA. RefSeq lists its product as uncharacterized. The record is from RefSeq and is a predicted model, not a curated record. The transcript is spliced from 2 exons. Bases 331 to 813 code for a protein of 160 amino acids. Lineage: Eukaryota; Viridiplantae; Streptophyta; Magnoliopsida; Zingiberales; Zingiberaceae.
AUAUCCCUCAACUGCACUCCUCCCUCACCAACUAAUUCAUUUCGCAUUUGUUGCAUCAAAUCCAUUUCAUUCCUCUUCUCCUUUUUGUUUUUCUGAUUUUCAGUAAAAACUUCUUUUUUGUUUUUCUGAUUGUCAGUAAAAACAUAUCCACAUAAAAAAGUAAGUAAAUCAAGGAUAUAUCAUGUUGGCAAUCCAGUCUCCUCCUUUUGUAUGUGGCAUCCUCUAACUACAUUCUUACUCCCAUUUGGAGCCUUUAUAAGUAACUCAAAAGCAUAUCCUCCCCUGAACAAGAACUAGUUCUCUCACUUCUCCUGGACUGUUACAUUGCCCAUGGUGUCCUUGCAAACAGCCAUCUCCCCCGCGGAGGAGGAAGAGGAGAAGCCGUGCGUGGAGCUCGAGAGCCGCAUGGUGACGAGGAAAAGGAAGUCGCCGGCCGUGGAGGCAUGCAAGUCGGCAAAGAAAGCUAGAGAGGAGGAAAAGGGAGGUGUCAUGGAGCUUAACCUCCUCGAUGCUCACCCAGAAAUCAAGUCAGAGGUCGACCCUAGAGCAAUGAAGGUGAGCUUGAACCUUGACCUUGAGCUCAACUUGUCAAGCACCCAGUCGGAGACGGGUUGUGUCUCCAAAGGAGAAGAGAAAGAAGAAGACGAGGUAAAGAGGACAACGGAGGAGGAGAUAGAAGAGAUGGUGGCGACGGUGUGCAUGCGUUGCCACAUGCUGGUGAUGAUGACCAAGGUCGCCUUGUCGUGUCCCAAUUGCAAGUUUGUGCACGCACCGGACCAGAGUUCAUCCUUAGCCUUGAUCAAAUCGGUCUAGGCUAUUUGUGCCGCAAGGAUUAACAAUAAGUUAUCAGACCACAAG